GUGAAGAUGUUUGUGAUUGCUGUGUCUUCCUGUUCACUCAUGCUGUAUGCGGCGCUGAGGCCGCUGCGGGACUUUCGUUUCCUGCUCUUCGCCAUGAUGAACAAAUGAACUCGCGGGGAAUGAAAUUUAAAUUCCAAAAAGGGGAGAAAGUUCUGUGCUUUGAACCAGACCCUACCAAGGCUAAAGUGUUGUACGAUGCCAAGGUUGUUGAUGUUGUUAUUGGCAAAGAUGACAAAGGCAGAAAAAAUCCUGAGUAUCUGAUCCACUUUAAUGGUUGGAAUAGAAGCUGGGAUAGGUGGGCAGCAGAAGACCAUGUUCUUCGGGAUACUGAUGAAAAUCGUCGAUUACAAAGAAAGCUGGCAAGGAAAGCUGUAGCUCGCAUGAGAAGAAAGGGAAGAAAGAAGAGGCGGUGCAGAUUGCCUGGGGUCGACUCUGUUUUAAAAAGUUUUCCUGGCAAUGAAAAAGAAGACAAUGAUGAUAAUUCACUAAGUAGUUCAUCAGAGGACAGCGACGAAGGGACGGAUGUAGAAAUCAAAAGUGAAGAAAGUGAGUUUGAAGAAAAAGCAGAAAUGAAGGAAGAGCAUGAAAUUCACUUCAAACGAGAGAUGGAAGAGAAGAGCAUUGUAAUAGAGAUUCCUGACAUUUUAAAAAAGAAGCUUGAAGAGGAUUGCUACUACAUAAAUAAACGCAAACGACUGGUCAAACUGCCUUGUCAGACCAACAUCAUCACCAUUCUGGAGUCGUACGUGAAACACUUUGCAAUUAAUGCAGCUUUUUCAGCUAAUGAUAGAAUAAGGCAUCACCAGACCACUUCCAAUGUCAACAUGAAUGUACAUUAUAUUCCACCAGAGAAAAACGUGGAACUUUGUAAAGAAAUGGUUGAUGGCUUACGAAUUACAUUUGACUUCACCCUUCCGCUUAUACUUCUGUAUCCCUAUGAGCAAGUACAGUAUAAGAAAGUGACAUCAUCUAAAUUUUUUCUUCCCAUAAAAGAAGUGAUAUCCUCUGGGAACAGGAAUCAGGAGGAAGUAUCACCAAGCCCUCCACUCUUAAACCCUCCAACUCCUCAAUCCACAGAUAGCCAGCCUACGACUGGAGAAUCCACCACCCCUAAAAGGCGGAGGACUGAACCAGAUAUUUUACAAUCUUUAAGACGCUCGGCUCGUCACAGUACUAGCUGUGAUAGGAUGUCAGAAAGCAGCGCAUCUCCGCAACCCAAACGUCGCCAUGCUGAGACUCCAACAUCAAUGCCAAAAUUGUUUCUUCAUUUGGAAAAGAAAACACCUGUGCACAGUGGUUCAUCAUCACCAAUUACAUUAACUCCAAGCAAAGAGGGUAGUUCCGUGUUUUCUGGACUUGAAGGGAGGCGAAACAAUGAGCUCAAUGAGGUGUUGUCUUGGAAACUAAUGCCAGAAAAUUACCCUCAAAGUGAUCAGCCCCCACCUCCUUCUUACAUAUAUGGGUCACAACAUUUGCUCCGCUUGUUUGUGAAACUUCCAGACAUAAUGGGGAAAAUGUUCUUUGUGGAGAAAAACUUAAAAGUUUUGCUCAAGCACUUUGAACUGUUUCUAAGAUUUCUUGCGGAGUAUCACGAAGACUUCUUUCCAGAGUCUUCCUAUGUGGCUGCCUGUGAGGCCAACUACAGCACCAAGAAUCCUCGUGCCAUUUACUGAAAUCUCAGCUUCAUCAUUUAUCCAGUCUGUGGACUCUUGGAUGCUCUAUCAUAUUGUUGUAAAUUU
This is a messenger RNA of Nanorana parkeri, 1739 nucleotides long. RefSeq names its product male-specific lethal 3 homolog (Drosophila) (gene MSL3). The record is from RefSeq and is a predicted model, not a curated record. NCBI's taxonomy places the organism in Eukaryota, Metazoa, Chordata, Amphibia, Anura, Dicroglossidae. Bases 105 to 1673 code for a protein of 522 amino acids. Gene Ontology annotation, biological process: regulation of DNA-templated transcription; chromatin organization. The transcript has 13 exons. Gene Ontology annotation, cellular component: NuA4 histone acetyltransferase complex; MSL complex; nucleus.